ACCCCUCCCCGCUCGGUCCCUCCCUCCCUCCGCCCGCGGCUCGGCUCGCGGGAGGCGCAGGGCGCCGGGGCUGGCGCGCUCUCCCGGGCGCGCACACACACACACACACACGCGCGCGCGCACAUACACACACGCACACACACACACACACACACACACACACACACACGGAUCCACGCACGCACGCCCAGGGCAGCUGUCUCCGCCGUGGCGGGCGCUCCUCUCGCCCAUGCGGACGGACGGAGCCCGGGAAGAUGGCUGACGACUCCUUCGGGCCCCGAGGAUGCAGCCCGGCGGCGGCGGCGGCCACGGGAACGGCGGCGGCGGCACCGGCGGCGGCGGCAGCAGGAGCAGCGGCGGCGGCGGCAGGAGCGGCGGCGGCGGCGGCGGCAUCCCCGAGGCUCCCCGGGCUCCCCUUCCCCGUGACGGCCACUGACGGUCUCCGCCGCUAGAAGAGAGACCCCGCUCCUCCCCUCGCCUGCCUCCCCCCCCCACCUCCUCCCCUCCUCCCCUCCCUCCCAGCCCCGGGACCCGCCAGCACCGCUACCUCUGCCAGCGCUGCCACCAUCAGCACCACCUCCACCUCCGCCACCGCCGCCGCCGCCGCCGCCACCACCGCCGGCGGCGGCAGCAGCCAUUUCAUCUCCACAGAAACCAGACACAAAAACAUGGCAGAAAUGGAGAAAGAAGGGAGACCUCCGGAAAAUAAGAGGAGCCGGAAACCGGCUCACCCCGUGAAGAGGGAGAUCAACGAGGAGAUGAAGAACUUCGCAGAAAACACCAUGAAUGAACUCCUUGGCUGGUACGGCUAUGACAAGGUUGAAUUAAAAGAUGGUGAAGACAUUGAGUUCAGAAGCUACACCACUGAUGGGGACAGCCGGCAGCACAUUUCUGUUCUCAAAGAAAAUUCUUUGCCAAAACCAAAAUUACCGGAGGACAGUGUUAUUUCAUCGUACAAUAUAAGCACAGGCUAUUCAGGCCUUGCCGCCGGGAACGGACUCAGUGACUCACCUGCAGGGUCAAAGGACCAUGGCAAUGUGCCUAUUAUUGUACCUUUAAUUCCACCACCUUUCAUAAAGCCUCCGGCAGAAGAUGAUGUGUCAAAUGUACAAAUAAUGUGUGCCUGGUGCCAGAAAGUGGGGAUCAAGCGCUAUUCCCUGAGUAUGGGAAGCGAGGUGAAAAGCUUCUGCAGUGAGAAGUGCUUUGCCGCCUGCCGGAGAGCCUACUUCAAGAGAAACAAGGCUAGAGAUGAAGAUGGACGUGCUGAAACUUUCCCCCCGCAGCACUAUGCUAAGGAAACUCCAAGGCUUGCCUUCAAGAAUAACUGCGAACUACUUGUAUGUGACUGGUGUAAGCACAUAAGGCAUACAAAAGAAUACCUGGAUUUUGGGGACGGGGAAAGAAGGCUUCAGUUCUGCAGCGCAAAAUGUCUCAAUCAAUACAAAAUGGACAUUUUCUACAAAGAGACACAGGCCAACCUUCCAGCUGGGCUGUGCAGCACGCUACACCCUCACAUGGAGAGUAAAGCAGAAGGCACCGGGGUGCAGCUGCUCACCCCAGACUCUUGGAAUAUCCCCCUAACAGAUGCUCGGAGGAAGGCCCCCUCCCCCGUGGCUGCAGCUGGCCAAAGCCAGGGCCCCGGCCCGUCCUCAUCCACCACCGUCUCUCCGUCCGACACUGCCAACUGCUCCGUCACUAAAAUCCCCACGCCGGUGCCCAAGUCACUCCCCAUCGGCGAGACUCCGAGCAUGCCUCCCGUCUCCGUCCAGCCACCCGCUAGCAUCGGACCUCCGCUGGGAGUCCCGCCUCGCAGUCCUCCCAUGGUGAUGACCAACCGCGGCCCGGUGCCGCUGCCCAUCUUCAUGGAGCAGCAGAUCAUCCAGCAGAUCCGCCCGCCCUUCAUCCGCGGGCCGCCGCACCACGCCUCCAACCCCAACAGCCCCCUGUCCAACCCCAUGCUCCCGGGCAUUGGGCCCCCGCCAGGCGGCCCCAGGAACCUGGGCCCCACCUCCAGCCCCAUGCACCGGCCCAUGUUAUCGCCCCACAUCCACCCCCCAAGUACCCCGACCAUGCCCGGGAACCCCCCGGGGCUGCUGCCCCCGCCGCCCCCGGGCGCACCCUUGCCCAGCCUUCCCUUCCCUCCAGUCAGCAUGAUGCCAAACGGCCCGAUGCCAGUGCCCCAGAUGAUGAACUUCGGGCUGCCGUCGCUGGCCCCGCUGGUGCCACCCCCUACGCUGCUUGUGCCGUACCCGGUGAUCGUGCCCCUGCCGGUGCCCAUCCCCAUCCCCAUCCCCAUCCCCCACGUCAACGACUCCAAGCCCCCCAACGGGUUCUCCAGCAACGGAGAGAGUUUCGUCCCGAGCGCCCCGGGAGACCCGUCGGACAAAGGGGGAGGCAAGGCCGGCGGACGCUCCCUGUCCCCUGGGGACCCCAAGCAGGGCUCGUCCAAGCCAGCCGACUCCCCACCGGGGAGCUCCGGCCAGGCCCUGAGCCUGGCGCCCUCGGAACGCGGCCGCGGGGACGUGGUGGACCUGACCCGGCGCUCCGGGAGCCCCGCGGGCGCGGGGGGCCGGGCCGACCUGGCGGGCCCGCAGGACGGCGUCAUCGACCUGACGGUGGGCCACCGGGCCCGGCUGCACAACGUGAUCCACCGCGCGCUGCACGCCCACGUCAAGGCCGAGCGCGAGCCGGGCGCCGCCGAGCGCACGGAGCGCAGGACCUGCGGCGGCUGCAGGGACGGCCACGGCAGCCCGCCUGCCGCCGGCGACCCGGGCCCGGGCGCCCCCGCGGGCCCGGAGGCCGCCGCCGCCGCCGCCGCCUGCAACGUCAUCGUCAACGGCACCCGCGGGGCCGCCCCGGCCGAGGCCAAGGGCGCCGAGCCCCCGCCCGAGCAGCCGCCGCCGCCGCCGCCGCCGCCGCCGCCCCCGCCCCCGGCCCCUCCCAAGAAGCUGCUGUCCCCCGAGGAGCCCGCCGUGAACGAGCUGGAGUCGGUCAAGGAGAACAACUGCCGCCUGGACGGCGAGGCGACCAAGAAGCUCCUGGGGGAGGAGGCCCUGGUCGGGGGCGACAAGUCGGACCCGAACCUCAAUAACCCCGCCGACGAGGACCACGCCUACGCCCUGCGGAUGCUGCCCAAGACCGGCUGCGUGAUCCAGCCCGUGCCAAAACCCGCGGAGAAGGCUGCCAUGGCGCCGUGCGUCAUCUCCUCGCCCUUGCUCGGCGCGGGCCCCGAGGACCUGGAGCCGCCGCUCAAACGGAGGUGCCUCCGAAUUAGAAACCAGAAUAAGUAAAAAAAAAAAAAAGAAAACCAAAAACCAAAAAAAAAAAAAAAAAAAAAAAAACAAAAAAACAAAAAAAAAAAAAAAAAGAAAGAAAAGGUUUGUAUGUCCGCCCGGGUCGCCCCUCCUGGGGCCGGUGGCCCUCGCCUUGCUUCUUGGAGGGCAGGGGCCAGCACCGUCCUGUCCCUUACCUGUUCCAUCGCGCCCUCCCUGUGGCCGGGUGUCAUCCUGGCUGUGUCUUAGAGCGCAUCAUGCCCCGUUUACAGCCGAGAGGCACUGAGAGCCAAGAUCGCUCGAGCCCUUGAACCUGGGUUCAAACCACACGCUCUUUUGUUACACGUCAUUUUCCUCUUUGGGGGUCCAUACCUAGUUUACCCCCACUGGAAAAGGGGGCGUGGGAAGGAAGGUUCCUUGGGGGAUCUUAGCGCUCGCCCACGAGGUCGCAGGGCGGUAUUAAAAUGCCUGGGGACACCCACAAGCUGGGAAACAUCUAGAGCUGGUGGUCUCCUUGGCAGACUGUCAUUCUGGCUUGUCAAGAAGACGGUAGCCGUGGGCUGAGAUUGAGACUCAGUGGCUGAGCUGGUGAGAAUCACUUCUACAUGAAGACCUUGAUGAAGCGGGAGGGUACACCUCUGAUCAUAUAUGAUUUCUGAAGCCCACUUAAUACCCAGUGAGCCACGGAGGGUGAGUCCAAGGCUUCUCUGAGAUGGAGAAGCACACAGGAGCCACUUUCGUGAGUCCUGCCAGUCCCAGGAGAGUAGGCGUCAGUAGCACGCUACCAGGAAGGAAGCUGUGGCUGAGAGAUUUUUUACUCUCUCAGAACUGGUCAGUGGGUGGACUGAGUGUCCACCCAAACUCAGAACGGGAGCUUUCCCAUCUACCCAAGCGGGCAACAAGCCAAAACUUGGGUCGUUUAUUAACUAUUUAUGGAAAGGGAAAGAGUAAUGUGCUUUCCUCCACCUAACCUGACCGCUGCUCCUUCCGGGGUCUGGGGACACACAGAAGAAUGUGCUACUGGCCUGCAUCAGAGCAGGUGUGGUCCUAUGGUGUGGCGGGUAAACCCAGGCAGAAAGGAGACCUGGGGGAGAGGAAGCAGGAAGAGUGUUUUUCACACUGUGUGCAGGCUCUUCUGUGUGUUUUUCACUAGCAUUUCUUUGGAGCUAGAUCCGUGGAACAAUUAUUUUCAUUCUCUUGGUGGAAGAAACAGGAUUGGGGAACUGGUCCAAGAUUGCCUAACCUGUGAGCAGAGCUGUGAUUCAGAUCCAAGUUGUGAGCUCCAGAGCUGUAUUUCUGCUCAAGCACUGUAGGAGAAUCAGCUAAGAACUUUCUCCAUCACUGUAUUUUAUAAAAAUCAUCUUAUUGCUUUGGGGGAAAGUUUAUAAAACACAACAAGACUCUACUUACCAACUUCCUCAUUUUUUCAUUCUCGUUUCCUAGCCCCAGACACAAUCCUAGACCAGCAACCUGUUGCUUCAUAGUAGGGAUGUGGGCACCUCACUUAUCAGCCGGAGGCCUGAGUGGCUGCUUUGAGAAUCUUUUCUCGGCCACCGUGGUUUGAGGUCUCCCUUUCUACUGUCGGCUUUGCCAGCAGGAGCAUAACACCGGAAGUGAGGUCAUCAUUGCUUCCCAGUUAGCUCCAUGAUCUCUUCCUUCUAAAGGCAGGUAGCCUCAGCCUUCCAGCAGGCAUCCCAACUGAAAACGCCCCAGAUAAUUUAAUCUGCUUGACAGUGCUUUAAGUGACAGAUUAAUAAUGAGUGACCCUCCCACCCCGAAAAGUUUGCACCUCCAGAAAGCACUGUGAAUUGUCACUUACACAUACACACACACACACACACACACAAGAAUGGGAGGGUGAAAGAUCUCGCUGCCGUGACUGUGAUAAGAAGUGACCAGGACAGGAAAAGUGAUGCUCCCCUAGCAGUACCCGAAGGCCAGAAGAUCAUUAAAAGCCUAAGCUGUGUGAAUGGCUGUUUGGGUGAUCUGUGUUUCUGAAUGAGCAAUCGGGUGAGGGUCUUGUCUGUAGAUCAUCAUCACUAGUAAAAAUGUUAGCUCGGAAUUCGCCAAUUCCAGGAGGUGCUGUGACCAGAUUGCCUCUUAGCUCUUGCGAUGGGAGAGUCCUUUUUAUGGUGGGUCUCCCAAGAAGUUACAGCCCUUUCUGAAAGUCGGAAAUGGGUUUUGUGGGCUGCAGAGAGGAGGCAAGGCAAGAGAUUGAAGAAGGGGGCCCAGGCCUCCAGUAAGUCAGCACAGCCCCGACGUAGGUCACUGGACCCACCCAUGUCACCUCACAGCACAGCCCCCCACCUGCUAUAAUUCACUCUCUGGCCUCUCUGAUUUCCUGGGCACCGGAAGUGUUGUCUUUGCUCUAACCUUCAGGAACUCAGUCUGGUCACAUGGUUGGGGAAAUUGGAAAUAGCAUCUAUUCACUAAAGAGUGAGUAUCUUUUGGGCCCUAAGUAGUAAAUACUCCUUUGGCAACAAGUUAAAUCCAAAACAAAGGCAUUAAAAUCACAAACCAAGGAACAUGCCUCUGGGGGCUAAGGGCUUGUCUCACAGGCACAAGGAUCCCCAACACCCAUGUGAAAGUGACAUGUCAUGGGCAUACCUGUAAAUCCAGGCUCUGGGAGUCAAAGACAGUGUCCUUGUGUAGGCCUUACCAGACACCCAGCAUAGCUAAGUCAACUGCCUCACCUUUUCCAUACCGCACUGUGGUUUUAAAAAAUACAUUCCAAAAUUGGCAAGCCAGCUACACUUGUCUUCAGAGAACUCUUUCUAACACCUUUGUUAGCUCUUUGCAAAUUGCAGCUUCCCUGUCCCAUUUUGGAAUUAUUCUGUUCCUGCUUUUCUGACUUUAUUCAUUCUUGUUUGUUCAUAUGGCUACAAAUGAUUCUGAUGGGCAGAUGUUUCUCCCAUAUGCAGAACUGAUUAAGUUUAGCUGAAGAUGUUUAAAAGGUUGUAAACUCCCUUUAAUCUUCAAUGUUUAAAGCUCAGAAUACACCAGUCCUGCUGCUUCAGUAGCAAAAAAAAAAAAAAAAAAAAAAAAAAAAAAAAUCCCCAAAUAAUAAGGAAAACAAUGUAUAAACACCAUCCAAACUAUUCUCUCCACAAAGAAUUCCAUUUAUAAAUGGAAUAGUCUCUUCCUUGCCAAUGCCUGGAAGCUUUGUGGGUCACUGUUUGGAUUCAAACGUUUUCCAAAUUCCUGCAGUUUACACUUAUUUGUGGUACAUUGAGGAGUUUAGAGCAACCGUGCGUAAGAUAUUCAAAGAAAACAUUCCCACUCCUCAGCUUUCCAGGGAAAUGA
Messenger RNA from Meriones unguiculatus (Mongolian gerbil), 6575 nucleotides. It is a transcript of the gene Sobp, whose product is annotated as sine oculis binding protein homolog. Gene Ontology annotation, cellular component: nucleus. Lineage: Eukaryota; Metazoa; Chordata; Mammalia; Rodentia; Muridae. The record is from RefSeq and is a predicted model, not a curated record. Gene Ontology annotation, biological process: animal organ development.